ACUCCAUCUAGUUGGUAAAACACAAGUGGUCUCGUGUUAUAAACCAAUAAUUUAUUUGUUUUUAAAUAUAAGUUGGUAUUAUUUAAGCUGUGUUACAUUUAUGUCAGAGAUUUGGAGAACCAGAGUUUGAUUUGCUGGUCUAGUUAAAGUUUCUGACGUUUGUUCACAAAACUGACCUUUUAGAUAUCAAUGAUUGCAGGUCUGAUUAAAUAAAUCAUUCUGUGAUUGAAUAUGUUGUUUCUAUUAAUAACAUUUAGAGUUACACAAACCAAACAGUUCCUGUCAUUAGAUUUUAUCUCUGCGGUGAAUAAAAACGAGACGGGAAUAAACUUUGAGUGUAAGGAAGGAGAUGAGAAGUUCCUGGUUUUGAAGUGAAGGAGGAAGAGAAGCGAAGUUAGAAACCAGCAGCAGCUCAAGAUGAAGGUCACUGUAAUCUGCCUCUUCUUCCUCGCACAGCUGCAUAAUGGAGAAGCUGAAUCUGUUCGAGGAAGAACCUACACAAAGAUGGAAGGAAAAAACAUCACAGUUUCAUGUUCAUUUACCUUCUCUGGGUUUACAAUGUACUUCUGUAAAACAGACUGCAGAGGAGACAAUAUUCUUAUUGAGACGACUGAUAACAGAGCGCAGAGUGGCAGAUACAUCAUUGAAUUUAAUAGAACACGUGUUGGAUCAUAUGUUGUUUAUGUGAGCAUUAUGGAGCUGAAAACAUCUGACUCUGGAUGGUACAGAUGCACUUUGGGUAGAACUGGGAUUCAACACAAUGAUUUUGAAAUCUUUGUUUUCUCUGCUUCUCCAACAGCAACAACAUCAACAUGGAGUCUGAGCUUCUCUUCUUCUCCUCCGUUCUCCUCUGAAACAACCAAACAGUCCAGCUCAUCAGCGCCACCUUCAGAUGUUCUGCUUUCUGUCGGUGUGGUUAUAACCAUCAUGAUCAUCGUUUUGGCUGCAGCUCUUCUGGUUUUCUUCAAACACAGAAAAAACAAGCAGCAUGAAGCAGGUUCUGCAAAGCCUUCAGUAGGAGCAGAGUAUGCUACCGUCAUAAAGCCCAACAGAGUAAAGAGGGAACCUGAAACCCAAAGCACAGUUGAAAGUGACAGCCUCAAUUACUCUGAGGUACAUUUGUCCAAAUAUACCACCAUCCUGCACAGCAGCGCCCCCUGUGGUAACCAUGGAGACGGCGUCAUCUACACUGAACCUCGGACAGACGGAAAACAUGGCGGCCACAGUGAAGAGUAGUGAUGGGUAGAUGAGGCGUCAUGUAUCGUUUCGACACAUAGCAAAACUGUCGAUUCUGUGUCGAUACUGUGUCACUCAAUACUGACACCUGCUGGACAUUAAAAAUUCCUACAGGCAACGUA
Poecilia reticulata (guppy) is the source of this 1358-nucleotide messenger RNA. The record is from RefSeq and is a predicted model, not a curated record. Lineage: Eukaryota; Metazoa; Chordata; Actinopteri; Cyprinodontiformes; Poeciliidae.